Molecule: messenger RNA, 1512 nt
Organism: Tripterygium wilfordii
Lineage: Eukaryota; Viridiplantae; Streptophyta; Magnoliopsida; Celastrales; Celastraceae
Product: membrane-anchored ubiquitin-fold protein 1-like
Exons: 6
Coding region: 650-1000 (116 amino acids)
Molecular function (GO): protein binding
Source: RefSeq, a predicted model, not a curated record
GUGUUAAAAGAGAGAGAGAGAGAGAGAGAGAGAGAAAUCUGUCGAUUUCCAUAGUAUUAGGAGAGUGGCAGGAGGAAGGCAAGAAUGGAAGCAUUGACCACAGAUUUGGAUGACUUUGAAUACUCCAAAACAGCCUCGUCCAUGGGGAUUUAUUUGAUCUCUUCUUCUCCUCCUUCGUCUUCUCUCUCGAAAUUUAUUAUUAUUUAUUGACAAUAGGCAUCGGUUUUUGCUUCCUUUUCUCUUGGAUUUUUUCGGGUCCAAGGGAUACCGACCCAGAUCGCGUUUUGGGUUAGAACCAAUUUGAAGAUGAGGUUCCUUCCUUAUUGUUGAAUAAUUGGUGCUGGAGAGAAUUCACUCUGUCUGAAUCUGUUGCGUUUGAAGGUUAUUCAAUUUUUUUCUUAUUUUGAGCUUUGGUUCUUCCGUUCUCUCUGUUGAUUUGAAUGCACCGCAGUUGAAUUCUCUUCCACCAAGACCGAUUUCGAGAUUUCGAGUUAUUAGAAUAACCUGCUCUGAUGUUCUUGACGAAUCUUGGUAUUCAUAAGGACGCGAGUUAUAGAAUUUGAUGAGGAUAUCAAUUUAUCCUGGCAAACCCAACUGACUUUUGACAGAGAGUUGGGAGUAGGUCCUUUGUAGGUUUCAAAAGUUUGUGAUGGCUGGUGCGCAAGAUCAGUUAGAGAUCAGAUUCCGGUUGACUGAUGGGUCAGAUAUUGGUCCCAAAAGCUUUUCUGCUGCUACAAGUGUUGCAACCUUGAAGGAAAGCAUCCUUACUCAAUGGCCUAAAGAAAAGGAGAAUGGUCCUAGAACAGUCAAAGAUAUGAAGUUAAUAAGUGCAGGGAAAAUAUUGGAGAAUAGCAGAACACUGGGGGAAUGCCGAAGCCCAUUAUGUGAUAUGCCUGGUGGGGUCACAACCAUGCAUGUUGUCGUGCAACCGCCUAUGGAGAAAGAAAAGAAAGCACUGACCGAACCAAAGCAGAACAAGUGUGUCUGCACUAUAUUAUGACUUCAGUUCCAAAACCGUCAAUCGCCUUAUUUUGAGGGGGGUAAAGAGUGUUGUUGGAGCUCGUUACAAUAUUGAUGCUGUUGAAAUGCUGAAUGAUGAGAGACUGUGACAUUGUGUGCAUUACUUAUUGGGGGAGGGUCAUUCAGUUGUUUUCUCACCCCUUUUUGGUAUACCUUGAUCAUGUCGUGUCGAUGACAUGAAACGCUGCGAUUAUUCUACAAUAUCUCAGAUGAAUUUAUAAGUUACAGCAUUCGUUUUCCAGAUUUUACUUGUGAAUGAAUUUCAUUUUUCAUAAUGUUAUUUUCACAAUCUGAGUUGGGUAUAAAGGUUCAGUAUCGGUGGUUACGCUGAAUCCGAGCCUCGGAAGUGAAACUCAUGAAGCAAUUGAAUCUGUGUGACUUGGUUGUGUGACUAAUUGAGGCUAGUCUUUGUAUCCUUGAACAUGAGUCUAUCUGAUCUUAUUGGUGUCAAUAUAUAUGUUAUUGAAAAUAGAUACAUUUCUAUUAGCAGAA